ACUCGCAUUCCCGCUGACAGCACACAUUCCCUGCGUGGGUCAGCUGACACCAAUGUGAUGCUAGCGUGUUAGCUUAGCACCUAGCAGGAGGAAGACACCCUAAAAGGUAACCGAGAGCAAGGAGCUUUGGCUCUUUAAGCUUUGGACGAAUAGGUGGGAAUCCGCUUUGUGGGACAGGAGUCCGCCAGAGGAAGGAGGAGGAAGUGGAGCCAUGACAGCGACUACCUGGUUAGCACUAGCAGGUUAGCAGCCAGGAAGCGAGCUAGCUAGCUAGCCGUGACAGCGGGUUAAGCUAGCAGGCGGGCGUCUUCAUGGACAGCUGCGGGGAGCUGCUGGCUGAGAUCCGGGGAUUAACUCGAGGUUAGGCGGUCGGACUGUGAGGUAAAUGUUGGUUAAAUGGCAAAGACCGAGCGGGGCAAUGGGCUGGACUUCGCCACGGACAAGCUGACAGACACCGGGAAGGGCGGCGGGUUCGGAGCCGAGGUAAACGGCGGUGCCAUCCAGGGGGAGGACCGGGUGGACAAGUACGGAUUCACCGGGGGAGCCCAGCAGAACUCCGAGGAAUCCGCUGAAGCAAUCCCCAUCGAGGUGCUGAGACAGAGGGAGGCAAAAUGGCUGGAUAUGCUGAACAACUGGGACAAGUGGAUGGCCAAAAAACACAGGAAGGUAAAAGAGCGCUGUCAAAAGGGGAUCCCUCCAUCGCUGCGUGGCCGGGCCUGGCUCUACCUCACUGGGGGGAAGGUGAAAAGGGAGCAAAACCAAGGCAGAUUCCAGGAACUUGACGAUCAGACAGGAGAUCCUAAAUGGGUGGACAUCAUCGAGAGGGACCUCCAUCGACAGUUUCCCUUCCACGAAAUGUUUAAAGCAAGAGGAGGUCAUGGGCAGCAGGACCUGCUCCGGGUUCUGAAGGCUUACACUUUGCAUCGUCCUGAUGAGGGUUAUUGUCAGGCCCAGGCUCCCAUAGCUGCUGUUCUGCUGAUGCAUAUGCCGGCUGAGGAUGCAUUCUGGGUUCUUGUCCAGAUGUGUGAAAAAUACCUUCCAGGAUACUACAGUACAGGGCUGGAGGCGAUCCAGCUGGACGGGGAGAUCUUGUACGCUCUGCUGCGGCGGGUGUCUCCUGCGGCCCACGGUCACCUGAGGAAGCACAAGCUGGAGCCCAUCCUGUGCAUGACCGAGUGGUUCAUGUGCGCCUUCUCUCGCACUCUGCCGUGGACCUCGGUGCUGCGCGUCUGGGAUAUGUUCCUCUUUGAGGGAGUGAAGAUCGUGUUUAAGGUGGGCCUGGUUCUCCUGAAAUGCAUGCUGGGAUCCCAGGAGAAACUGAAGUCCUGCCAAGGUCUCUAUGAAACAAUGGAGCUGCUCCGAGCCAUACAGCCGCAGUACAUGCAAGAAAGGUUCCUGGUGCACGAGAUUAUUGAGCUAUCAGUGUCUGAGAAAGACAUCGAGAGGGAGCACCACGCUCAGCUGCGGCGUUGGAAGGAGAGUCACGGAGAUCUACACUGCAAGUCCCCUCCCAGGAUGCACGGGGCCAAGGCCAUCAUGAACGCCGAGCCGCCGAGCCGGCAGGACCUGAGACAGAGGCCCACGAUCAUUGUUGAGUCUCCCCUGGCGCCCGCUGGAGACAAGGUGCUGGCCGGGGACGCAAAGGGAAGAAGAAAGGCUAACAGGGAACAGCAGAAAAUAACUAUCCCAGCGCCAGAGGAGACACAUAAUCCAUAUCCUCCUCCUCCCAGUGACCCCUCACCUCUGCUCAAGCACUUGACCUUACAAGAGUCCAAAGAGAGUCUGAGCAGCGCAGAGCAUGACACUUACCUGUAGCAGGGUAAGUUUCACACCAGUUUACAUACACAAACCAUUCCAUAUAGCCUUCACUGACUCAGCAGCUUUCAGGCAUAGAGACAUGACAAACCUCCAUCACUUAGUGUGAGAACAUUUACAUUUUUACGGUCAUUACACUCCAAGAAAAGUUUUGAAUUUAAAGGGUAUUUUGAACGGUUGUAAACGUAAAGAAAUUACAUUUUCAAUUAUGACAAAAAAAUGCUGUAAUAAAGGUUGAUAUUUACUUUAGUAUUAGAGUCAUAGCUCUAUAUUUUAAAACCCAGUGGCACUCAAGACAGUGUGAGUGCCAGGAAGCAACAGUAGGUGGCGACUGUGUGCACUUUUCAACACGUCUGUGAGGUUUAUCUGAGUGGGAAUAUCAGCAUCAUAUGACUGAACAUGUAGGAUUUCACUCAGAAUCCCACCUGUUAAAAGCUACUGCUGCUAUUUCAUCCUCAAAGUAAAGCUCUGAUUCUCUCCUGUGUCGUAAAUGAAGUUUGAUUUUGUCUUAAUCGAUGAGAUCUGUCCUGGAGCACUUUGCCUUUCUAGUCUUCCUCUUUGCCUGCGUUAGUCGCUAUGUUGCCAACACAGAGAUUUGUAUUCAUCCGGCUUUGCCAGACGCUGUCGCUUUUCCCUUAUUUGCAGACACAAAGUUUAAGAGCGCGUCUGUUUUGCACGGUCUGGUGACUGUUCUGAUGCAUCUGUGAGUUGGAACACUUCAGGGUGCUGUGAGAUUAGCUCUGAUGCCACAGCAGCGACCAGCAGAAAUCUAAUGAGAAGAAGAACUGUUGAAAAGCGAGUGACUCUCAAAUGAAGGGGAAAAAAGUGUGCAGGGAUAUUUUAUGCCACUAAGCCAAAGAUUUUUAUUGCAUAUCUUUCUAAAUGUAUAUUUUCUAAACAGUUUAUUCAAUUAUAUUGUCGUACAGUAUUUAAUUUGUCAAUUUGGGAGAGCUUAUAGGGUUUAUAUUUAUGUCAUGAAUGAGCUAUGUGGAAGAACGCUAAGACAGAACUGUUUUGUACAAUCUUGUAAAAGGGUUAGCGGAUUUUUAUACUUAGAUUUAUCUGAUGAUAUCUGAUGGUAUGGGGAGAUUGUUUAUUUUGCUGCGGUCUGAGAAUCUAAACUUUUUAAUGCUCAAAAGUUCUAUAUUUUCCUUGUUUUAGUUUUAAUCCUAAAACCACCAAUGAAUCAACAUUUUUCCACAAUUGAAAGAAUUUGCAACCUAAAUAUGAAGUCUCAAGUAUUUUACAAAUCCUAAGCUGUUGUUGACUGACAAACUUGGUUAUGUGAUAUUCAUGCCUCAAUAGGAUUUGUUGGAUUUUUCUCUGCACUUUCAUGCAAAGGCCUUUUGUGAAGACGUCACCGAGCCAUAAACUUUGAAUAAUAACCAAAUGAAGAAAUGGUUUGAGAGGAAGUAGUGCAUAUGCACUCAGCAGAUAAUUAUUCCUUUACUGGAAAUUCAGUUGGUGUCAACAUCUUUAUGAGUAAUGACAAAUGGUAAUGUGUUGAUUUCAAACAUAUUUUGUUUAUAAAUAUAUUCCACGGGUUUAUUUUUGGGUGGAUUAGGAACCACUGUUUCUCUGCGAUGUUCUCUGAAGCUUUUGAUAUUUAGAUUUAAAACAUUUAGUUCAUAAAACAAAAUGCAUUCUCUGCUCUGUCAUGUAGAUGGUGCCACUGAGCUUCAUCCAGAGAUUAUUAUAAAACUGUUGAGUUACUAUUAUGAAGGAUACACAGAUGUGCUUUGCCAUAAAAAACCUUAGAUUUUUUUGGUAAGAUUUUGUAUGAAAGUAUAACACUGAUUUAGCUAGGGGCUCGCACAUUUACAAUUUCUGCUGUUUUAAUCAGUAUAUAGGACUUUUUUUCUGUGAUUUGAUAUAUUUUUGUACCAAAUUACAUUUAAAUCAAUAAAUGAAUGAAAACAUU
Messenger RNA from Limanda limanda (common dab), 3736 nucleotides. RefSeq names its product TBC1 domain family member 10A-like. Lineage: Eukaryota; Metazoa; Chordata; Actinopteri; Pleuronectiformes; Pleuronectidae. The transcript has 9 exons. The record is from RefSeq and is a predicted model, not a curated record. The coding region runs from base 397 to 1815 and encodes 472 amino acids.